AUGCCUAAACAACUAAGCCAACUGCGCAGUUGGCUUAGUGAUUUAGGCGUUGACCUGUGCACUUAUCACUUUAUUAUAUUUAUAAUGGCAAGAAGUACAAACAAUAGCAUAAUAGAUACUCAUACUGCAGGUAUGCUAAGUGCCCGGCAAAUUUUUAAAUCUUCACUCAGAGUCAGAGAGGAAAUCGAAAACGACCAUGAUCAGCAAGAAGGAAGCCAUCUUUUUAAAAACCUAUACACAUCACACUCCAGAGAAACUACCCAAGCUCCACUGCAUUUCGUCUUUACUUCGCAAGCGUUGUAGAAAAAAAGAUGCAAAACAAAGACGAAUGAUGAAAUUAUCUAUUGGAAAUAACAUUACCUCCUUCUCCGAUUAAUAGAAUCAUUCAGAAAACGCGAAGAUCUAGGUCGUUGCUUUGUGUUCAUGCUCAUGUAGCUCUACAACAACUUCAUGCACGACAAAGGGUCACAACUAUUUACUAGUUGCCAUCCUGAGUAUAAUGAUAAAGCAGCCCUGCUUGGUUGUC
Amoebophrya sp. A25 is the source of this 526-nucleotide messenger RNA. The record is from the annotation of a GenBank genome assembly. NCBI's taxonomy places the organism in Eukaryota, Dinophyceae, Syndiniales, Amoebophryaceae.